Molecule: messenger RNA, 1032 nt
Organism: Aureobasidium uvarum
Lineage: Eukaryota; Fungi; Ascomycota; Dothideomycetes; Dothideales; Saccotheciaceae
Source: the annotation of a GenBank genome assembly
AUGUAUAUCCCUCCAGAGCAGCUUGAGUCGUUCUCAGACCCCAAAGUUUACCUCGAAUAUCGCAAGAAACUAGAAGGCUCNUUUUGGCGAAACUUUGAUGCACAGCUCAGAGAUUCUGAAACCAGCAAGACUUCCGCUCAGAACUUCAGAGAGUUGAUGCGAAAGAGAUUGGCGGAGAAGCCCGAACUAUUGGAGCAGAUAUUGCCUGACUUUCCUCCACAUUGCCGCCGUCUCACACCUGGCCCUGGAUACCUAGAGGCUUUGACAAAGGACAAUCUCACCUUCAUCCAAACUCCUAUUUCACACUUCACAAAAGACGGAAUUGUGACAAACGACGGGAUACAUCGCCGUGUCGACGCUGUUAUCUGCUCCACAGGUGCAAACGUCGACUUUGCGCCUCCUUUUCCUAUCGUUGCUGGACCAUACGAUUUGUCUCGCGACUGGCGGCCAGAAGGGAAGUUUGGCUUUCCCUACACCUAUAUGGGUGUCGCGACACCUGGUCUUCCCAAUCUUCUGCAACUACAUGGUAUGUGCUCAUCUUUGUUGGAAGAAGAACUUGCGCUGAUCCUUUUGUANGGUCCCAACGGCUAUGGAUCGUCAGGAACAGUCCCACACUCGGUUGAAGUACAAGCAACAUACAUCGCCAAAGUGCUUCGCAAAGUCAGCAGCCAGGGUAUUGCAAGCAUUGUGCCCAAGAAACAUGCCGCCGACGCCUUUGUGGAGUACUGCGACGCUUGCUUCCCUCGUACCAAUCUGUCUAGAAAAUGUAGUAGCUGGGCAAAUGGCCGGCGUCCUGGCGGCAGAAUACAUGGACUGUGGCCAGGAAGCGCUACGCAUUUGACCAACAUCAAGAGGGAACCACGCUGGGAAGACUACGAGUACACCUAUGUCAACUCUGAUAACAUGUUCGCCUAUUGGGGCAAUGGUGUUGCCAAGAAAGAGAUUGAUCCGGAAAGCGAUAUGACACCUUACUUGAGGUUACCCGAAGAGUUAGACUUGAGAGACUUGCACGAGCGCUGGUGGGACUUGUGA